Messenger RNA from Antechinus flavipes (yellow-footed antechinus), 1203 nucleotides. Its product is annotated as translation initiation factor IF-2-like. The record is from RefSeq and is a predicted model, not a curated record. Bases 1 to 1203 code for a protein of 400 amino acids. The transcript has 4 exons. Lineage: Eukaryota; Metazoa; Chordata; Mammalia; Dasyuromorphia; Dasyuridae.
AUGGCCAGAAACAGGGGAGCUCAGCCUUUGGCCAGAAGCUUCACUUGCUCCCGGGACCGGCUCAGUCCGCCCAUCCCUGGGUCUCCCUGGGCUUGUGUCCCCGUCUCUCGGUCCUGCCCCCCAGCCCCGCCCUUUCUCUCUAUUCAGAGCCGCGGGCUCUGCCCGGGGAAGCCUGACGUCUGGGAGUGCCCCGAGGCCCCCGAUGGAGCAGACUUAGCGCUUCAAGUGGACGUCUGGCUGAGCUUCCCCCAGAGCACCCCCUGCUCCCUCAGCGCCCCGGCUGGUCGCCGGCUCCUCCCCCAGAGCACCCCCUGCUCCCUCAGCGCCCCGGGCUGGUCGCCGGCUCCUCCCCCAGAGCACCCCCUGCUCCCUCAGCGCCCCGGGCUGGUCGCCGGCUCCUCCCCCAGAGCACCCCCUGCUCCCUCAGCGCCCCGGGCUGGUCGCCGGCUCCUCCCCCAGAGCACCCCCUGCUCCCUCAGCGCCCCGGGCUGGUCGCCGGCUCCUCCCCCAGCGCACCCCCUGCUCCCUCAGCGCCCCGGCUGGUCGCCGGCUCCUCCCCCAGAGCACCCCCUGCUCCCUCAGCGCCCCGGGCUGGUCGCCGGCUCCUGCUCAGGACAAUAUGCAGGGCGGCUGCAGGAACCCCGCGAGGGAGCCGCGGUUCAGAAAGGAGUCGGGGACCUGUGGGCGCUGGGAACGCCCCGGGAACACCGGGGACGGGCCGGCGGGUGGCUGGGGGACCAGGGAGGGGCUCAGCUGUGCCGGGGGCGGGAGGAGGAGGAGGGUCGCCCUGGGAUGAGCUCCCUCCCCAUCCCCAAGAUCGGAGCCCAACCAGAAAGGCAGGAGCUGGACUCACAGGCCGGGGGUCCCUGGGGCCUCCAGCAGCUGAGCCUCCAGGUGAGCUUGGAGAGCCCCCUUCCUUAUUGCGGAGGGCUCUCCACUGCGGGGGGCGGGGCUGAAGAGAUCUGGCUCGUCUCCUCCCUCCCCCCACACGUAGCCCCUGCACCCCCUCCCGCCGACUCAGCCACUGGCACCGAGCCAUUGGGGGGCAGCCUGGCCACCCGGGCACACGGGGCUGCUCCUGGGUUAGCUACAGGGCGCAGUGGGCAGCGCACCAGCCCUGAAGUCAGCAGGCCCCUGGUACCGUCUCCUCUGGGCCUCAGUUGGGCAGCUGGCGGCUUAGAGGACGAGUGUACGGGGAGGUGA